UCUGUGUUAGAGAAAAUGAUAUGAUUGUGUUGGAUAAUAGUGAAAAAGAAAAUAAGAAGAUACAAGCAAUAUCUGUAGUAGUUAAAGUACCCAUAGUAUAUAAAGUGAUCAAAGUUUAUAUAUUACAAUCUACAACUUUUAAUCAAAGGUGA
Racocetra persica is the source of this 152-nucleotide messenger RNA. The record is from the annotation of a GenBank genome assembly. Lineage: Eukaryota; Fungi; Glomeromycota; Glomeromycetes; Diversisporales; Gigasporaceae.